Yamadazyma tenuis ATCC 10573 is the source of this 1296-nucleotide messenger RNA. Lineage: Eukaryota; Fungi; Ascomycota; Pichiomycetes; Serinales; Debaryomycetaceae. The record is from RefSeq and is a predicted model, not a curated record.
GUACAUACUUUUUUCUACUCCCUAAUUAACAGUCCCACUGUGUCCAUCAUUUAGAAAUCACCUCGCCUAGGGAUCUUAUAAUUCCUGAUCUACUUCCUAUAUUUGCAUUACAUAAAAUUAUCAACACACGUAUUUUCCAAUGAGUUUACUAAUCGACUCCACAUCUUUACUGACACCCACCAUGUCCAGCUUGGAAGACUUGCUGCGUGUCACCAACAUUGCACUCAUUUCCUCUGCCGACCAGUUGAAGAACCAGGCUGUCAGCAGUGAUAACGGGUUGUUAUUGGACGAGAGCAAUUACUCAAUGGACCAAAUCGGUGAAUACUCGUCGCUGCCACAAACGUUAACGUUGGAGAGUGCCAGUGACUCGAUAUUAAGUUCGGCGGCCGAUACCACCAGUAGCAGUGCUGCUUCCAGUUCACUGGGAAACUCAGGCUCAUUAGAAGAUAACAGUGCGGCUGCCACUCUUGAUAUGGUUACGGUCAAGUUGUACGUGAUAUUGGGGUCGUUGAUGUUUGCUACGGCUGUUGUUGGCAGUGUGUGAUGGGUUUAUGAGUAAUUAAUGAUGAAUGAAUAGUAGUAGCUAUGUAGCAAAUCGACAUUGUUGCGUAUGGAUUGUAACGUGAGGUGACAGACGUUUGAAAUAUCGGGUGUAACGGUAUCAAUACCAUUACGUAGACAAGGUGCUUGUGAGUUGAUAGGAGUCUGAAUAUUACCAAUAAUAGUUGGUUUCAUAGAAUUGUCGUUUUACUGAGUGGUGUCUUGGGCCUUUAAUAUUUGAUUUGUACGCUCGUAGAAUAUGCCAGUUGACACAUGCUCUAUAACCCCCUGUACUUGUUGUACUCUUGCCUCCAUCCCUCGAAAAAUGCUUUGAAAAAGUCCACUCCAUUCUGUACAUCCUCCAGUCCACACAUGGCACGGACACUGUGCAUCGACAAUAUGGGAAGACCAAUGUCGAUAACCCUUGCACCCGUAGCAGUCGCCAAAUAUGGUCCAAUGGUGCCUCCCAGACUGGCGUCGUUUCUGAUAUGAAACUGUUGAAGCUUCAAUUGGUUCUGACUGGUGAGUGUCUUCAAUAAGUUAUACCCUACAUACUCACUGGCCACAUGACCGUUGGCAUCGAUUUUGAUCGUCAUCCCGGUGUUGGGCAACGGAUAGUGCUUGUCCAAGUAUGCCGACUUGAAAUUGGGGUUCAUCAAAUGCGUUACAUCUGCCGAAAGAAGUAUCGAGUUGGCAAAAACCACCGACUGCACUGGAGGCUGUUUCUGGCAUGAGGUAUGAGUUGAAGGGAUAAGU